GGAGAGCAGUCUCAGAGGGAGAGAACAACUCCACCCACCCUCCAGCCAUCAAUAAAUACAAAGAUCUGUACAAAGAUACUUCGUCCAGAUCUGUAUGGAGACCCACUCCACUCACUGCUAACAUCAUAACCCUUUUAUGACUUCAGUGAAGUUGUCCCAGACAGAACUUUGACAAAUGCAUUUCAUUAUUUAUUUUCUUCUCUCCCUUUCCCCUUCUCACUUAGCGCCCUCUCUGGUGAGUGAGUUUCGUGCGGAGAAGAUUGAGCAGCGCAGCCUCACCCUGGUGUGGAGGGAACCUAGCUACCCCAACAGCAGCCGCACCGAGUACGAGAUCAAGUACUACGAAAAGGAACAGAAGGACAAGAGCUACUCAACGGUCAAGACGGCCGCCACCCGCAUCAGCGUCAACAACCUCAAGGCCGGCACCACCUACGUCUUCCUCAUCCGCCCCUUCUCCACCCCGGCCCCCUCCUCCUCCCUCCUCUCCGCCUCUUCCUCCUCCUCUUCCUCCUCCCCCUCUCCCAUCGACUACGGAGGCUACAGCGCUCCCCUGGAGCUGCAGACGCUUGGUGAAUUGGCGCUGGCGUCCAGUGAGCAGAACCCAGUAAUCAUCAUCGUGGUGGUGUCUGUGGCCGCCCUCAUCAUGCUGCUCUCUAUGGGAGUGGGCCUGCUCCUCUGGAGAAGACAAUGUGGAUACAGCAAGGCCAGUCAAGAGGGAGACGAAGAGCUCUACUUCCAAUUUAAGAUCCCGACCCGGAGGACCUACAUAGACCCAGAGACGUGUGAGGACCUGGUGCAGGCUGUCCUCACCUUUGCCAAAGAGCUCGACAACUCCAGCAUCAAGAUAGAGAGAAUUGUCCACACAGGUGACUUUGGGGAGGUGUGUCGUGGCUGUCUCAAGCUGCCCAGUAAGCGGGAGCUUCCGGUGGCCAUCAAGACGCUGAGGGCCGGCUGCUCAGAGAAACAGAGGCGCUCCUUCCUAAGCGAGGCCGGGAUACUGGGACAGUUUGACCACUCCAACAUUGUCCGUCUGGAGGGGGUCAUCACCAGCGGUAACACCAUGAUGAUUGUGUUGGAGAGCAUGUCCAAUGGGCCCCUGGACUCCUUCCUCAGGAAGCACGAGGGCCAGCUUUCCGUGCUCCAGUUGAUGGACAUGCUGGGGGGCGUGGCCUCUGGGAUGAAGUACCUGACAGAGAUGGGCUUCGUCCACCGCCGCCUGGCCGCCCACAAGGUACUGGUCAACGCCAGCCUGGGCUGCAAGGUGUCCGGCUUCAGACCCCUCCAAGAGGACAAGAUGGAGGCCAUCUACAGCACAAUGCAUGCGGGGAAGAGUGUGGUGUUGUGGACAGCCCCAGAGGCCAUCCAGUACCACCGUUACAGCUCAGCGUCUGACGUCUGGAGCUUUGGCAUCGUCAUGUGGGAGGUCAUGUCCUACGGAGAGAGACCCUACUGGGACAUGGGCAACCAGGACGUGAUCAAAGCGAUAGAGGAUGGCUUCCGCCUGCCCGCCCCUAUGAACUGUCCACCCCACCUCCACCAGCUGAUGUUGGACUGUUGGCAGAAGGAGAGGACCGAGAGACCCACCUUCAGCCAGAUCCACUCGGCUCUCAGCAAGAGCAUCCGCAGCCCCAACGGCAUCGGCUCCUCCACACUGGCACGCAGAACCCUCCCUCAGCUAGGAACCCUCCCUCUGGGCUCCUCCAUCUCCCUGGCAGAGCGGACUCUUCCGUCGUUCCCCUCGUUUAACUCGGUAGGGGAGUGGUUGGAUGCGGUGGACAUGGGGCGCUACAAGGACAACUUCACCGCGGCAGGAUACUGCUACCUGGAGUCUGUGGCCCGUAUGACAGUCCAAGACGUGUUGAGUCUAGGCAUCACCUCUCUGGAGCACCAGAAACAGAUCCUGUCUGCCAUCCAGGCCCUUAGAGCCCAGGUCAUCCAGAUGCACGGCAGAGGGGUGCAGGUCUGACACACACAUACACACACGUGCAAAUGGACGGACGGACGGAUAGAAGGAUUUUCACAGAGGAGAGACUCGUCUCUCAUCCAGAUGGACAACAUGAAGUGGAUAGAGAGAUCGGAAGAGAUAUCGCCACACUGCACCCACUCACUCUUCCUCCUCCUCCCUCUCUCUAAGUCCUUGGGAGCGAGGCAUCUUCCAGUCAUGUGAUCAACGUACUUUGUCGAAAGUCAUAUGACUUUUGUCUGCACGCUGACCCAAAUUGACUGGAUGUCCACUCUGACAACAGGCCCUGGUUCAGUAGUUACAGAGACUUAAAACUACCCGGAUAGAGAAGUACUGUCCACCUAAAAUGUCUGGCACUGCUCUCAAAAUAUGGGGUAAUUACAUUUCCUUGAUGGAGAAGAACUGUCCCCUCAAGCAGAGUGAUACUCUACUGAACCACUUGUCUCAGAACUGAGGUUAAAACCACCCUGGUUGAGAAGUACUGUCCAUUACAGGGCUGUCCCUCUACCACUGGUCUCAGAACAGUGGGAUAAGGCACUAAUGGUGAAAGUUCUGUCUGUCGAACAGGGCUAAAAUUAUAAAACUGGUCUCAGUUCAAUGGUUAAAACAUUACUGUUCCGGCCGCUGAAGUGCGAUCGAGUGACUGGUUCCCACAGUGUGGGCGGAGCCCAGGCCGUGUUAAGUCGUACGUAGCCCGACCAAUCACGAGGCUGGAAAAAGACUUACCUUCAGAAGGAAACUACUGAUUAAAAAACUAAAACUAGAAAACUGUAAAUCGAAACAAAGGAUUUCCGUGUGUUUGAUUGUUAAUUUCUAUUUAGUCUGUUACACAAUUAGUCUUUUUGAAAGUUUUUCCGUUAACCGUCUCUGCUCUCCCGGUGUUUUCUCAGUGUGUGGAAUGGCUAAUGUCCCUUAGCCGGGAUGUCAGUGGUAUCAUGUAGCGUCUCGCUAAUAUAUUUCUCCUGUCUAAAAAGCAUUUUCACUACAUGGGUAUAUUGCAGUGUUGAGAAUAAAGGUCAAGUCUCAAGCUGACGUAUCUGAAAUGUAUUCAUAUUUAUAUGCGUUUCCAGUUUACAGACUCUCACACAACCUGACGGGAAGAGGUUACGAGGGUCAUACUUGAUUUUUUAAUUUUUUUAAAUGACUAAAUCAUUUGUGUCAUUUUGUGUUUAAGGAUGCUGCAAAGCACAUGUCCUUUGGUGUCAAGCAUAUCCCUUCCUAGCCGUUUGGUUUCUUUUGAUUACAGUGUGUAUCAUAACGUUUUCUUUAUUUUUUCUAGUUAGAGGGAUUCUGUUACUGAAUAAGGGUGUUCUGAACCAGAAGAAGAUAUUAUGAAGAGGACUUACACUAUAGUAUGUUGACUUUUUUCUUCUCCUAGACAGGGGUGUAGAAUCAUUUUGAUACAGUCAACAAAUCUACAGUAGUUGAUAUAGGACUUAUACAUUUUGAGUCCAGUGUCGCUGGAUGUAUGGUAUCGAUGUGUUGCAUUAUAUAUGCAGUAUUGCAGUAUUUCAGAAUGUCGUAGAGUGAUCAUGUAUGUUUUUUUCCGGGCCAGCAAUUCAAGCCGUCAUGCAUAGGGCCCUGUGUUUUGGUUAAUCAUGUCACAUGACCUGGAUUUGAACCUUUUUGUUUAAAGCUUUUUCAUCAAACUGUUCCCCCUUUCUUUUUAUGUCAGUUGGUCCAAGCGCCAUCCGAGGACAAUUGCUUACAUUUUUGGUCUAAUUCUCAUUUCUGGAAAAUGCUUAAAAUCAAGGUUAAGUGGUUAACCAAAACACAGGGCCUUAGCUAUACAUCAUGGUUGUACACUUAACAUGUUCUAAAUGUUCCUACAAAUCCCACAGCCCCCCACUGUGCAGUCACAAGCCACUCCCAUUUGUCAGUAUUAUGUAUUUUUCAAAACAGGUAACAUUUAAUCGUAGGUAACAUGUUAUGAGGCAUUAUUUUAUUUAUAUUUAUUUUUUAUUUAUAUCAUAAUCUUGUAGCUCGCUGCAGUGCAUUCGGAAAGUAUUCAGACCCCUUCACUUCUUCCAAACUUUGUUACGUUACAGCCUUAUUUGAAAAUACUUUCCCCCCCUCAUCAAUCUACACACAAUACCGCAAAAUAACAAAGCGAAAGCAGUUUUUUUGUGUGCAAAUUUAUAAAAAAUGAAAAAGAUACCAUAUUUACGUAAGUAUACAGAUCCAUUGCUAUCAGACUUGAAAUUGAACUCAGGUACACCCUGUUUCCACUGAUCAUUAUUGAUGGUCCUACAACUUGAUUGGAGUCCACCUGUGGUAAAUUCAAUUGAUUGGACAUGAUUUGGAAAGGCGCACACACCUGCCUAUAUAAGGUCCCACAGUUGACGGUGCAUGUCAGCAAAAACCGAGCCAUGAGGUCGAAAGAAUUGUCCGUAGUGCUCCGAGAGAGGAUUGUGUUGAGGCACAGAUCUGGGGAAGGAUACCAAAACAUUUCUGCAGGAUUGAAGGUCCCCAAGAACACAGUGGCCUCCAUCAUUCUUAAAUGGAAGAAGUUUUGAACCACCAAGACUCUUCCUAGAGCUGGCUGCCUGGCCAAACUGAGCAAUCGGGGGAGAAGGGCCUUGGUCAGGGAGAUGACCAAGAACCCGAUGGUCACUGACAGAGCUCUGGAGUUCCUCUGUGGAGAUGGGAGAAACUUCCAGAAGGACAACCAUCUCUGCAGCACCACCAAUCAGUGUCCAGACGGAAGCCACUCCUCAGUAAAAGGCACAUGACAGCCCGCUUGGAGUUUGCCAAAAGGCACCUAAAGGACUCUGACCAUGAGAAACAAGAUUUUGUGGUCUGAUGAAACCAAGAUUGAUCUCUUUGGCCUGAAUACCAAGGGUCAUGUCUGGAGGAAACCAGGCACCGCUCAUCACCUGGCCAAUACCAUCCCUACGGUGAAGGAUGGUGGGGGCAGUAUCAUGCUGUGGGGAUGUUUUUCAGCGGCAGGGACUGGAAGACUAGUUAGGAUCGAGGGAAAGAUUGUGAUGGAAAAUGUUAUGUUUGUGCUUUUGUAGUAACAAAUUUCUGUGUUCAUGCAAGUGACUGACUGAUUGAAUGUGCCUGGGAGUAAUCCUCACCAUCAAUAUCUGCAAUUUGCUAGUACUUCCAGAACCUUGUUUUGAGAAUGAAAGGGAUAUCUCAGUUUCAAGGUCUCAGCUUGGAGAGAAGAGGCCUUGUGAGGUAUUGGUUUGUCACAUGCAUGAACCAGUAUUGGUCGGUCACAUGCGCGAACCAAACGUUAAUGAUAAAUUAAUUAUGAAUGAUGAAUAGGCUAAAUCAUGCAAAUGUAACUUGUCUGCGUAAGCAGUAUGAGAUCUAACGGGACUGCCCCGACGGAGCUCACUUCAGACCGGUACUUUAUGCAUCUAGGUUUGACUGUGACCUCUCCAGCUUGCUGUUAAUAGAACAAUGAUUAAUUUAAUAUUGGCGUUCAGUGUCCCUGUGUAGAAUUUCCACGACAAGAUGAAUGGAACAAAGUCUAGAGAGAUCCUUGAUGAAAACCUGCUUCAGAGCGCUCAGAAAAUCAGACUGGGGUGAAAGUUCACCUUUCAACAGGACAAUGACCCUAAGCACAUGCAGGAGUGGCUUCAGGACAAGUCUCUGAAUGCCCUUGAGUGUCCCAGCCAGAGCUCCGGGCUUGAGCCCGAUCGAACAUCUCUGGAGAGUCCUGAAAAUAGCUGUGCAGCAACACUCCCCAUCCAACCUGACAGAGCUUGAGAGGAUCUGCAGAGAAGAAUGGGAGAAACUCCCCAAAUACAGGUGUGCCAAGCUUGUAGCGUCAUAGCCAAGAAGACUUGAGGUUGUAAUCGCUGCCAAAGGUGCUUCAACAAAGUACUGAGUAAAGGGUCUGAAUACUUAUAUAAAUGUGAUAUUUCAGUUUUUUUUUUUUUUACAUUUGCAAAAAAAUCAAAACCUGUUUUUCCUUUGUCAUUAUGGGGUAUUGUGUGUAGAUUA
This is a messenger RNA of Oncorhynchus nerka (sockeye salmon), 5920 nucleotides long. Its product is annotated as ephrin type-A receptor 7. The record is from RefSeq and is a predicted model, not a curated record. Gene Ontology annotation, molecular function: protein binding; transmembrane-ephrin receptor activity; ATP binding. The transcript has 12 exons. Gene Ontology annotation, biological process: protein phosphorylation; ephrin receptor signaling pathway; axon guidance. The coding region runs from base 176 to 1966 and encodes 596 amino acids. Gene Ontology annotation, cellular component: dendrite; plasma membrane. NCBI's taxonomy places the organism in Eukaryota, Metazoa, Chordata, Actinopteri, Salmoniformes, Salmonidae.